CCACUGAAGAUAAUGGCAAUCAGCGACCGCGAGUUGACUUGGGACGACAUCUCUCUGACCUCCAAGCUGCUUGGAACAGGCAACUUCGGAGAGGUCCGUAAGGGAACAGUCAACCUGGAUGGUGAAAGCGUGGCAGCAGCAAUCAAAGUACUGAAACGCGGUGCAGAUGAGGCUGCCAGGCGAGACUUUCAGCAGGAAGUGGACAUCAUGCGCCAUGUUGGCUACCAUCCUAACAUCAUCAACCUGCUGGGAACCUGUGACCACCAAGGUCAGCAGUACAUGGCUCUAGAAAUGGCUGGAAAUGGCGAUCUGAAGAAGUACCUGAGAACAUCUCGGGUUCUGGAAACCACAAGUCCAGCCUACGCCAACAUCCGCCAGACUGUCGGCACCGUGUCCACCCUGUCACCGGUCCAGCUCCUCCGUAUCACCUGUGACGUGGCAACGGGGAUGGAUCAUCUGUCUUCUAAAGACGUGAUCCACCGUGACCUGGCAGCCAGAAAUGUCCUCCUCACAGACAGUCUCAUCGCCAAGGUUGCUGACUUCGGACUCUCACGUGGGGAGGGCAUCUAUGAACAAACGUCUAAGAGGGCUGUUCCUUUCCGAUCCACUGCGCUAGAGGCGCUGAGCACUAGGAUCUACACAACACAGAGUGACGUAUGGUCUUUUGGAAUUCUACUCUGGGAGAUUGUCACUUUGGGAGGAACCCCUUACAGCGGAAUGAAAUCAAGAACUCUACUAAGGAGCCUUCGAGAAGGAUACAGGCUGCCCAAACCAAGAAACUGCGAUGAAGACUUGUACCAGAUGAUGCUGCAGUGCUGGCAGCGCCGUCCUGAGGACAGACCGACCUUCUCUGACCUGGUGGAACAGCUGAAGGGCAUGAUGGAGGACAAGAGCAGCUACGUCAACAUUGAGAAGGAAGACGAUUUCGAGUAUGCGGUCAUUGACUCUGACGACAAUGAUGACAUGGAUGAUGACGAUAACACAUUCACAGGAUAGGAAGAACAGGUUGACUUCUACCUAUGUAUAUGUCAAUGUGUCUGUGCUUAAGUGCUGUUUAAGUGUGUUUCGUCAGCUAUAGAUUUUUUUUGUUUCUGUGAAGUCACGUUUUAUCAUAAUACCAUUGGUACUUUUAAUCAAUCAAUAACGUUUACCACCUUGUUCCAUUUAUCAUAAAUUAAAAUUCCAUUACACAGCAAGAAUGAAUUCUACAUCAUUCAAGUAAAAUGGUUAUGUUUCAAUGGGGCAAAGGUUUGUAACAUGUUCUGAUGCUACACGCAUGCCUUGCAAGUCUUGGCGAUGUGUGUGUGUGUGAGGUAGAGGGAAUGGUUUGGAAUUUUCCGUGUUAACUGUAUCCCUUACUAACAUAGCACUUGUUAUUUUGAGUUCAUUUUUCAACAGCUUAUUUUUAGUUUUUGUCAUUAUCAAUCACUUUUACACUACAUGCCAGUGUGGGUGUGGUUCAGUGCUGUUAAAUGUGUCUUUGAUCAGCUAUACAAGGUUUUGUUUCUGUGUUAUUUUUAUCUCUACAGAUUGGUUAACGUUUGAAUCAAUAGUGUUUACCAUGGCCUUGUUACCAUGGCCUGUCGCCGAGCUUUAGUAUACUGUGCUCAGCUUUGGUCCAACUACAGAGCUGGAACCAUGCAUAGAUUAGUUGUCUACCACGACGGCCUAAAUGUCUCAGCCGAGAAGUACUAGUAACAGCGACUUAUUUGUGAAGAUGCGUGUGAGUACCUUUGAUGCUAACCGCCGGAAACUGGCGUAUCCGUUUCCUUGUCGCUUGAUAAAGUCUAAGAACGACUUAAUCAAACUGCUACUUUGUUUGGAGGCUUUUUCCUCCAGCCUGCUCUGGCGACAGUACUGUAGCUUGGCCCACCUAUCGUAAGGGAGCCUCCUUGGGGCAGGAUAGCUCAUUUAUCUGUACAUACUUCAAUUUAUCUGUUUGUUUGUUUGUUUGUUUGUUUGUUUGUUUUCUUUUAGAUGUGUUCAUGUCAUGUCAUGUAUGUAUGUCACUGUGGGCCAUCGAGCCUGAAAUACACAAUAAACAUACUGACAUGAG
Branchiostoma belcheri (Belcher's lancelet) is the source of this 2056-nucleotide messenger RNA. Its product is annotated as tyrosine-protein kinase receptor Tie-1-like. Bases 13 to 996 code for a protein of 327 amino acids. The transcript has 9 exons. Lineage: Eukaryota; Metazoa; Chordata; Leptocardii; Amphioxiformes; Branchiostomatidae. The record is from RefSeq and is a predicted model, not a curated record. Gene Ontology annotation, molecular function: ATP binding; transmembrane receptor protein tyrosine kinase activity. Gene Ontology annotation, biological process: multicellular organism development; cell surface receptor protein tyrosine kinase signaling pathway; positive regulation of kinase activity. Gene Ontology annotation, cellular component: signaling receptor complex.